This is a messenger RNA of Exserohilum turcica Et28A, 2227 nucleotides long. RefSeq lists its product as uncharacterized. The record is from RefSeq and is a predicted model, not a curated record. The transcript has a single exon. Gene Ontology annotation, cellular component: nucleus. Gene Ontology annotation, molecular function: RNA polymerase I core binding; RNA polymerase I general transcription initiation factor activity. Gene Ontology annotation, biological process: transcription initiation at RNA polymerase I promoter. NCBI's taxonomy places the organism in Eukaryota, Fungi, Ascomycota, Dothideomycetes, Pleosporales, Pleosporaceae. The coding region runs from base 92 to 2191 and encodes 699 amino acids.
CUCUUCGCCCGCCCACGGGCAACCAGACUGCUGCUCUCCGCCUGCUCCCCUGCUCCAAUGUGAAGCCUUCGCCACUCUCUUUGCACCCAACAUGGUCUCUCUUGCCUCGACUAGCCGAUCGCCCGGCAUCGUCUCCCCCAGCACGGGAGGCAGCCUCAAACGCAAACAAGCGGGCCACUCGUCCGACGCGGAGAACACGCCCCCGAGCCAGCUGAAGAAGCGCAGAGUCACCUUCGACCCCGACGUCGACGUCCGCAUACUGAGCGAGCACAAUGAAAAGAGCGCCGAGCUGGUCGGCGAGGAGGUGCGCCGGGCCAUUGAAAAGCACGCGGCGGGCGACAAGGCUGCCUACGACAUGCUCAAGGCUCUCUUCAAGGAAGCGCCCACGUCCACCAACGCGCCCUCGUCGCGACUCCUCCAGAAAUACGUCAUUGCCCUCACCAACCACACGCCCCAGCUCGACCACAACUGCAAAAGCCUGGUGCACGCCGUCAUCGACUGCAGCUGGAUCGCCCGCAAUGAAGACUUCCUGCGCUCCUAUCGCAACUUUCUGCGCUCUCUGCUGUCGGUCCAGUCUGGCUACAUGACGACUGUGCUGCAGAUGCUCGUCGACAUGUUCCUGAGCACCCCGUCAGCAAAUGCCAGGCAGCAGGAUGACCCACCCAUACAGCGCGUGCGCGUGCAGGCACGGAUACACGAGACGCUCAUCCUGAUACUCCGAUACAGCCCCAUGGCCAGCUCCUUCCUCGCCCCCAUCAUCUCCAGCACGUUUCCCUUCUCCAACGACAGCGCCAAGACGCACGUCGAGUACAUCCGCAACAUCUUCAAGGUCACCGAGUACGUCCCCGAGAUUCAAGGCCAGAUCCUCGCACUCGUGACAGAAAAGCUGUGCAAGAUUGACGCGCAAAUGCAAAUGGACAUGGACGACAUGGACGACGACCUCGAGGAGCGGCUUGUGGGCGACGCCAUCCACAACGAGGAAGACGAUGACGACAUGAGCGACGAUGGCUCGGUUUCGAGCGAGGAGAGCCUCGACCCCGAAGAGCGGCGGCUCAAGGACAUCAAGGAGACGAUGCUCAAGCUCGACAAUGUCAUGGACGUGCAGUUUGCCUACUACGACGCCAUCUUUGAAAAGGGCGAUCUUGCCGAGAUGGACCGCACCUACCAGUCUCUGAUUGCGCAGUUCCAGUCCAUCAUCAUACCCACAUACCGCUCGCGGCACACACAAUUCGUCCUCUUCCACUUUAGCCAGCUGUCGACCGACUUUGUCGAGCGCUUCGUCGAUAGCUGCUCGCAUCUUGCCAUUGACUCGAACCGACCUCCGCUACUCCGCGCAUCAGCAUGCGCCUAUCUGGCCUCGUACAUUGCACGCGGUGCACACGUGCCUGGAUUUGUCGUUCGCAACGUCUUUGACCUGCUGUGCUCGCAGCUCGAGCGUCUACGCAUGCUGCACGAACCCAAGUGCACAGGGCCUGAUUUGCGUCGCUAUGGCACCUACUACGCCAUCUCACAAGCACUGCUCUAUGCCUUUUGCUUCCGAUGGCGCGACCUCAUUGUCACACCCGACGGCACAUUACCUACUGACGCCGACACUAUGUAUCACGAGGGCGACUUCCAGUGGCACCGGUCGACGCUUGAAGUGGUCCGCCGCAACAUCUUCUGCAAGCUCAAUCCGCUCAGGAUAUGCGCGCCAGAUAUCGUCAAGCAAUUUGGCCGCAUUGCCAAGCAUCUACGCUUCACCUAUGUCGAUACACUUGUCGAGACGAACAAGCGUGUGCGGCUUUCCCGCAGUCUUGCCAGUGGCUAUCUCAAUGGCAUAGGCGGGCGAGAGACUGCUCUGACGGGGAAAAAGGGCGAAGAGGCAUUUUUGAUGGAUGCAUACUUUCCAUUUGACCCCUACGUGCUGCCGCGGAGUAAACGAUGGGUUGAGCACGACUACGUGCAAUGGAGACCUGUUCCCGGCAUGCCUGUUGAAAAGGACGAUGAUGACGAAGACGAGGAUGAGGAUGAAGAGGAUGAAGACGACGAUGAGGAUGAAGAGGAUGAAGACGACGAUGAAGAGGACGAUGCUGACGACGACAACAAUGACAGUACGUCUGACCAGGAAGAAGAAGAAGAAGAAGAAGAAGAAGACGAGGACGAGGGAGAAGAUGAAGAGGACGAGGAUGGCAGUACAGAGGCAAGUGUUUGAUUUUUGAAUUUAUUCCUGGCGUUUAUGAGCGGAUGA